AUGAAUAGUUAUUGCUUGCGGCAGAGUGGGGGGAAUGAUCCCUACUGUACAAAAAUUAAUGAAAUAUUUGGUAGUGGGAACAGCCCAGGGGAAUUAAAAUCAAAAUGCUUAUCAUUGUAUAAUGCGAGAAUUGCCUCAUUGACAGGAGAAGGGGAGGAAGACUGUUUGAAGGGUUUACCUUCACGGGACAUGUACAAUAAACUUAAAAGUGAAAAAUGCGACAACUCGGAUAUAACUAUCUUCUUCAGCAGGAAGAAGCCUAAAUUGGAGAGUUAUUUUAGCCUUAUGACCAUUGAGGAUUAUUUGGACCUUAUUGUAAAUGCUUACUGCUACUCAACUAUAGGAAGCAGCGAAAAGACGGUCGACGCGCAGCGUUGCACUGCCCUAUACCACUUUAUUGGAAGUUUGCUACCUAACCAUUCCAAUACUAAUGGCUUCUCACAGCAAAUGAAUAAAAUUUACAGCGAACUGAAUAUGAAUUAUUCGCCUAAAAAUUGUUCCCUUGAUGAUGGUGGCUGUUUUAAUGAUAGUAAAAUUCCCUUCCCUGAAAGAAAAACCAUCUUCGACUAUUGGCAAGACUACAGUCAAUUACAAUCACUAAUAAAGGAUAGUGAGCAGUCCUCAUGUGGUCAAAAAUAUAGGGAAUAUUUGGACGCAGCUGAUUCAGCUUAUCAAUCUAUAAAUGGAACUUGUACCAGCACCAACACCGGCACCCCACCAACUCCUAAUGACAUUUUCUGUACAGAAUUUAAUAGUAAAUUCAAUACUACUGCUCGUAGUGACAGUGGUAGUGGAAGUAUUAAGAAACCAUCAGAACUAAUAUCCGAACUGGAACCUAAGCUGCAGCUUCAGCAGCAGCAACAACAGCAACAACAACCUCAACCUCCACAAUUACCAUUCCCUGCUGGUGGACCACCAGCAAGAAGAGGAGGAGAUGCUUCCAGUGUCGUACCUGGUGCUGUGUCUGGUGGACUUGCUGCAAUAGGACUUCCUGCAGUUCUUUUCUUUUUAUAUAAGUAUACCAAUUUAUUUUCUGGAAUAGGUGGCACUCUUUUCAGUGGGAAGAGCAGAAGGGGAAAGAGAUCUGUUAGGCAAAACUUAAGCACAUCAUUCUCAGACGACUCGAGAACAGAAUACUCCACAGAAGCUUCCACAAUAGGAGACUUGACAGAUGCAUCUAUCAUAUAUGAUAGGCAGCACAAUGAAAGGAUAAAUAAUAGAACACCAGGAAACAGGAAUGUAGCUUAUCAACGUAUGUAA
Messenger RNA from Plasmodium coatneyi, 1260 nucleotides. RefSeq lists its product as uncharacterized. NCBI's taxonomy places the organism in Eukaryota, Apicomplexa, Aconoidasida, Haemosporida, Plasmodiidae. The record is from RefSeq and is a predicted model, not a curated record. The coding region runs from base 1 to 1260 and encodes 419 amino acids. The transcript has 3 exons.